Messenger RNA from Daphnia pulicaria, 4761 nucleotides. RefSeq names its product disheveled-associated activator of morphogenesis 1-like (gene DAAM). Gene Ontology annotation, biological process: actin cytoskeleton organization; positive regulation of actin filament polymerization. Bases 419 to 4039 code for a protein of 1206 amino acids. The transcript has 18 exons. The record is from RefSeq and is a predicted model, not a curated record. NCBI's taxonomy places the organism in Eukaryota, Metazoa, Arthropoda, Branchiopoda, Diplostraca, Daphniidae. Gene Ontology annotation, molecular function: small GTPase binding; actin binding.
GAAGGUCUUCUUACUCUACUAGGCUACUACUACACGGAUGGUACUAAGACUGGGACUCUCUUUCGUCGAGUUGCAGUCACUAUCCAGUAGCUCGCACUCAAAACAACACGUGCCAUCGACUCCUGUGACUCUGACGAAUUUCUCGAUCCAUCCUCCAGUGUUUCUUUGUGUAUAUCUCACCAGUGCUACUGUUUGUCUCACUGGUGUACUACUUUGGUUAUGUCAACUUCUCCUUUAACACCGACGUGUCAGGUGUUGAACAAAGUCAUUUUUUGACAACUCACGAUCCCUCCCGCCCCGGAUCGGUUGUUCGCUCUGUCAGGAAGACAAUUGUGCGUCUUUCAAGUGUUUGGCGGAGGUGGGCGGAAUUGUACACCAAACAGAAAAAAAGUAAAUCCCCCAAAAAUCCUUUCGGGGAAUGGAUACCACCGCCACCACCACACCCACCGCAAAUAGUCAAGCCGAGCCUCGGUUCCGGUUCGCCAAUUAUUACUUAGCAUCCGGCAGUCGGGUGGUGUCGUCAGUGUCUUCUCGACUUCACCUGAACCGCCUGUCGCGACCGGACUUGUCAUUGGCUGAUUUGAGCGCCAACUGGCGCCGCCGAGUGCGAGUGCCGCGCCUGGCCGCUCCGCGCGUCGACUGGUCCCUAAUCGGUUCCCGGCUGCGUCUUGGCCUCUCUCGGGUCAAAGUUGAAGUGCCCGCCAUUAAAAUGCCUCCCAUCCGCAGCCGGCGAGGAUGGUGCGGCUGCUUCCAGAAAGACGAGCCGCCCGAAAUCACUUACUGUGUCGUCAACCAGAACGGCAUGAUGCACCUACAGACCUUAUCGCCAGCUCAACCCAUGCCGGAAGAGUCGGAACUGGAUGCCAAAUUCACCGAAUUACUGGAAGAAUUGGAUUUGACUCCACCCAACCGGGCGGCGAUGUUGGCUCUACCGGCGGAAAAGAAAUGGCAGAUCUACUGUAACCGGAAGAAGGAUCCUGGUCAGGAGUCUGACGUUUCUAAUCCGCCUGAACACUACAUCGCCAAAGUCAACACUAUAGCCCAGUUGGCGUUCUCAGAAGACGAUGCCGAAGAGAUGAGAAUUCGGACCAAGUUGGUGGAUAGCCUCAAGACGGCGCUAAGGACGCAACCCCAUUCGUUCGUCCAGCGCUUCAUCGAGCUGGACGGAUUGCCGUCGCUGUUGGGCGCCCUUGGCUCGAUGGACGAACUGACGGCCCAUUGCGGCCUUCACAAUGCAUAUAUUGGAUGCGUCAAAGCUCUUAUGAAUAAUUCAACGGGUCGGGCUCACGUGCUUGCCCAUCCGUCAUCCAUAAAAAUCAUCGCGCAAAGUUUGUCGGCUGACAAUCCUAAAGUCAAAAUGGCCGUUUUGGAGAUCCUCGGCGCCGUUUGCUUGGUGCCGGGAGGCCACCGCAAGGUGCUCGAGGCCAUGCUCCACUUUCAGGAGUAUGCCGGAGAGCGGACACGAUUUCAGACGAUAGUCAACGAUCUCGAUCGGAGCAUCGGAGCCUAUCGGGACGACGUUGGCUUGAAAACGGCUACCAUGUCGUUUCUGAACGCGCUGCUCAAUUACGGACCGGGCGAGGACAACCUCGAGUUUCGGCUUCACUUGCGCUACGAGUUACUCAUGCUCGGCAUCCAGCCAGCCAUUGAUAAAUUGAGAGCUCAUGAAAACCAAACCCUUGACAGACAUUUAGAUUUUUUCGAUAUGGUCCGAGCCGAAGAUGAAAGGGAAUUGGCUCGCAGAUACGAAGAGGUUCAUGUGGACACUAAAAGUGCGACCAGCAUGUUUGAGUGUCUGAGAAAGAAACUGACUCACACGCCAGCCUACCCACAUUUCCUCUCUCUCCUCCAUCAUGCCUUACUUCUUCCGCUCGAUUACGGAUCGCAUCCGUAUCAUUGGCUCAUGUUCGACCGCAUCGUACAGCAGCUGGUCCUGCAGGGUGAGUCGAGCGAAGAUAUUGAUGGCGCUCCAUUGGAGAUCAACGUGAAGGAAAUUGUGCAAUUAUUGGCCACUGAACAGGAAUUGCUGGCUGCCCAAAACAAAGCCGAAGAAUUUGAAAAAGAAAAUUGUGAUUUGGUCAACAUGUUGACACUCAAGGAACAGGAACUUGAUUUGCGACUCCAAGAGAAGGAGGAUUGUGAAGCUGGACUGAAUCGAUUAAAAGAAAAGUUCGAGCGCGAGACUGUUGCCCACAUGGAGGCCAAGCAGAAGAUCGCCGACAUGGAAACGUAUCUUAACGAGCUCGGCCAGCAGUUACAGAUGGUUCAAAAGGAUAAGAUGAAACUGGAGCACAUCCUCAAUCACUCCGGGACCAGCAUUCCUGACGACGCUAAAAACGGGUUCAAAGACUUCAAUUUCAGUCCACCGCCCGGCCUUGCUAAUUUCAUGAACGGGAGCAAGGGUUUCGAGAAUUCGAAAAUGCCUCCACCUCCGCCGCCACCGCCGCUUGGAGGUCCCCCGCCUCCACCUCCUCCGGGUUUUCCCAGUGCUAUACAGCCACCGAAACCCGUCGCUAAGAAGGAUGUCCCGCCUUCCUCUGUGCCUCUUAAGUGCUUUAAUUGGACCAAAAUCCCCGACACCAAAGUCGCCGGCACCAUUUGGACAGAAUUGGACGAAGCCAAAUUGUACAAAGUUAUCGAUUUGGGAGAAUUCGAUAAGCUGUUUUCCGCUUAUCAGAAGAACGGCCUGAAUAACCAUGAUGGCUCGACCGAAGAUUUGCGCCAGAUCACAACUGGUAAAUCUAAACAGCGUAACUUAUCGGUGGUUGAUGGUCGCCGCGCUCAAAAUUGCACCAUUUUGCUGUCCAAAUUGAAAAUGUCCAACGAAGAUAUUAUUCGUGCGCUGUUGAGUAUGGACAGCAAAGAAGAGUUGCCGAUGGACAUGGUCGAGCAGUUGUUGAAGUUCAUCCCCACCAACGAGGAACGGGCACUACUGGAUGAGCGGAGCAGUGAUUUGGAUUCCCUAUCGCGUGCCGAUCGCUUCUUAUAUGAUGUCUCCAAGAUAAGUCACUACGAGCAGCGUUUGAACACACUGUUUUACAAGAAAAAGUUCGCCCAGAGCGUCAGCGAAAUGGAGCCCAAGGUUGUUGCCGUCAUGGAAGCGUCAAAGGAAGUGGCUCGCAGCAAGAAGCUCAAAAAAUUGCUUGAGAUUAUUCUUGCGCUCGGCAAUUACAUGAAUCGUGGACAAAGGGGCAACGCCGUCGGUUUCCGCAUUUCCAGUCUCAACAGGUUGGCCGAUACGAAGUCAUCGAAGAAUACCACUUUGCUGCAUUACCUCGUCGACAUAUUAGAAAGCAAGUUCAAAGACGUGUUAAAGUUGCACGAAGACUUGCCUCAUCUGAAGCAAGCUUCGAAAGUCAGUUUGGUUGAAUUGGAGAAGGAGAUGAAUCAACUUCGCAGUGGACUGAAGGCUGUUGAAAAAGAAUUGGAAUAUCACCGUACUCAGAGCCACGCCACAACUGCUGGCGAUCGCUUUGUUCCAGCCGUGAAAGAAUUUAUGGCAUCCGCAACUUGUCGCUUUUCUGAUUUGGAGGACAAGUUUCAAGACAUGAAAAAUAGGUUUGAGAAAGUGAUUGGAACUCUGGGAGAUGAUCCAUCGACCGCACAACCCGAUGAGGUCUUUGGUGUUUUUGGUGUGUUCCUCAGCUCGAUGGAAGAAGCUCGACAAGAAAAUCUGACAACCAAAAAACGCAAAGACGAGGAAGAAAAGCGACUGUUACAGGAAGCAGAGCUUCGUAAACGGACAAUUGAUCGAAAGUCCAGCAAAGAGGCCAUGCUCAAUAGAGUGUCGAAAGGUCUGACGAUUGGAAACGGUCAGAACGGAGGAUCUAACGGUUGCCACGUCAACGGCGAUAAAGGAGAAUUUGACGACCUGAUUUCGGCGUUGAGAGCAGGAGACGUCUUCGGCGAGGACUUGGUUAAAAUGCGUCGGAAUCGUCGCCGUGCAAAUGGUUCUCCUCACCGUAUCAGUCAGACGAGCAAUUCUUCAGUUAGAGAUUCAAGAGAAAACAGCAGAGAAAGGGCUCUGAAUAGGAAAUGAAAUGUGAAUUGAUCACAACUCGUUGGGGAGUUGAGGGUUGGCUGCCUAAGUCUCUGCUAACAUGUACAUUUGCGUUGAUAAGGACAUACUACGUAUUCGUGACUUUUUCAGCAAACACAUAUCGCCCAAUGCUAAGAGAAAUCGGGAAAAUUAAUAUUUUUGUAUGCGGAGCGGAGCGCAUCUUGAAUGUCGCCUAAUGUGUUGCGUUUAUUCCCCUGAAUAUUUCAAAUAGCACCGCGGUUUCAGUAGUCAACGAAAGAAAGCGUAUCGAUUGAGCUCAUUAUAAUUAAUGAAGUUAAGUUUGACAGUUUGGCUUUCUUUACUGCGUUUGUAAACGUUCUUCAAUUUGACAUUUACUUUUUAGAAUGGUGUACUUCCCCUCCUAGUCAGUUGCUUUGUUUGUUUUCUUCUUUUGUUAAAUCCGCAUUAAACGGAUUUUACGAUUGGAUUUUCAGAACCCCUUCUGAAUAAUUUAAAACCCGAGGACCACAUUUUUGUUCAGACUUUUCUGAAAGUUCUGAUUCAUAUCUCGCGUGUCGUGCCAAGACAUUUGAGAUGUUGUAAUUCAUCGUGCACAUUAUAAUAUUCUUGUUUGUUUUGUUUUCUUGUGAGGAAAUGAAGAUAAGGAUCAACAUUACUUUGCGCUUUGAAUUUGUAUAUAAUUGUAAAGAAAAAUGGGAUCGAGUCAAUCGUCAAUACACGAGUCUAAUAUUACAGAAAUA